CAACUCCCCACGGGGUUCCAUUCUUCCCCACAAUUCUCCACAAUGUCUCAUUCCCAAAUCCCUAACACCACACCAACGGACUCCAAGCCCACCAGUACCCACCAUGAACCAGCCAUAGAAACAGAGUCCCAACCCAACACUCCCCCAGACGGGGGAGCAGCAGCGUGUUUAGUAGUCCUAGGCUCCUGGUGCUGCUCAUUCUCAAGUCUAGGCUGGAUAAACAGUAACCCCCUCUUCCCCCCUUUCCCCUUCCACCAACACAAACCACAGGUAUGGGCAGUUUCCAACAAUACUACCAAAUCGGGCCCCUGCACGACUUCCUCACCAGCACCAUCGCCUGUAUCCCCUCCCUGCAACUCUUUUUCCUCUUCGCACUAGGUCCCAUCGUAGGGAUUCUAUUCGAUAACUACGGUCCGCGACCGUUGGUCAUAGGCGGGACGUUCCUGCAUGUGUUCGGUCUCAUGAUGGCGAGUUUGGGGUGGCGAUAUGCGCAUUUUCUUGCGGCGCAGGGGGUGGUUAGUGCGGUGGGGUUGCGUGUUUGUUUACACCUGGUUUGUCGACCCCUUUUGUCAUGUCGAUGUAUUUAGGAUGGUACUGACGCAGAGUUGGAAAGCGUUGGCGUAUAUAUCAACCUGCUUCUCAAAACUACGGGCUUUGGCACUAAGUACCCUCUCGACUGGUGCCUCAAGUGGGUGUGUGGUAUUUCCCAUUGUAGUUAGUCGCAUGAUUGAAACCAUUGGAUUUCCCUGGACCAUGCGUACCUGCGCUCUCAUAAUCCUUGGUUUAAAGUCCAUUGCUAUUUUUGCGGUUCGUUCGAGAACUACUCCGGUAUCUAGUAAGAUUUCUGCUGGUCGAAUUUCUGCUCCUUUUAGAGAGUCUCCAUUCCUUUUGUUGCUGUUUGGUGUUUUCGUCAUGACUUUCGGGGCUUAUGUGCCUAUUGUUUAUAUCGCUGUUCAGGGAUUUCAGCAGGCACAUAUGUCGAAUGAGAUGGCCCAACAAUUGGUGGCCAUCUACAAUGCGUCUAGGUAAGUACCCACCAGCACCCAAAAACCUUGCGAAACACUAGCUAAUAAACCACAAGCCUAAUCGGCCGCCUGAUAGCUGGCUACACAGCCGACAGACUCGGCCGCUAG
Molecule: messenger RNA, 1133 nt
Organism: Hymenoscyphus albidus
Lineage: Eukaryota; Fungi; Ascomycota; Leotiomycetes; Helotiales; Helotiaceae
Source: the annotation of a GenBank genome assembly